UUUAGAUUUUUUCAAUAAUUUCAAUCCUUUUUAUUUUAUUUUAUAUUUUAUUGAUUUUUGAUAGGAAUGUUUACUUGCUUUAUCAUUAAUUGUCAUUCACUUUGCUAUUUCUACAGCCAGCGUUUCAACGGAGGAAAUUAGUUCACCUUUUUAAUCAGCAUUUAAUACUCUCAGAUUCAAUUUUCUAUAUACGGGGUUUCACAUAUCUCACAUAAUUAGCUAUUCCUUAUUCAUUAGUCGUUUACUUACACAUACAAGUACUUCGUACUUCUGAUUUUUUGUUUAUUUUUUUGGUUCCUGGUCAUCAUAUGCAAAUAUCUUGUCUUUAAAUAUGAAACAGGACCUCUUAAAAAAUGCAGUAGAGUUUUUGAGACAGGAUUCGAUCAUGGAUGCUCCAGUUGCUAAAAAAAUAGAAUUUCUGAGUUCAAAAGGUCUUAACCAGGACGAAAUACAAAAUGCGUUUGCACUAGCUCAAAGCCCAUUGUAUAACUCGAUCACAAGUCACUCAAAUAGCGAAAACACUCUUACAAGGGACUGGCGAGACUGGUUUAUUAUGGGUGUUAUUUCGGGUGGAUUUGCAUGGUCUGUUUACACACUAGUAAAGAAAUACCUUGUCCCCAUGUUAGAGCCACCAAGCCCUAAUGCCUACGAGGAGGACAAGAAUGCGUUAGAUCGUAGAUUUGAAGAAGCUGAAAAGACACUACACUCUUUGUCUGAAACCACUAAAAGUCUUUCACAAAGAACUGAAAAGAACCAGGAUGAUCUGGAUGCUGCUUUAGAUGACUUGGAAGAGACCCUCAGCACUUUGCGUCGUGACUCCGAUCAGCGAGAUCGAGAAAUUGCCAGGAUUUCUCAUGAUGUAUAUACGAUGAGUGCCAAGACCCUCCCACAAUCUUUAGAAAUGAUCCAAAAAUCGCAAGAAGAGUCAUUGAAGAAGCUUGCUGAAGAAGUAAAACAACUUCAAUCUCUACAACAAAACCAUUCAACUUCGACAAACAAUUUCGACAGUGCAAAUUUCACCACAGACGACAUUGAGCAAAAGCCAAACCCACAAAAUGCAACUAACGAAGAAGAGACUACUUCUCUUCCUGAGUGGCAGGUAUCCAUGCACGCUCAAGCUACUGAUGAUGUGAACUUUUCAUAAAUUUACAAAACGAUAGACUUGAAGUCAACGGCUUUGAUAGCCUAUAACGAAUUUGUUAUCUACGCCGUCUCACACACACAUCAUGAGCUACAUUGUACAAAUCUCUCUCUUUUUUUUUUUUUUUUAGGCAUAUAAAUAUAUAAUCUAUGUGAUAUAGCUUAAAGA
Messenger RNA from Schizosaccharomyces octosporus yFS286, 1309 nucleotides. RefSeq names its product peroxisomal docking protein Pex14. Gene Ontology annotation, cellular component: peroxisomal membrane; peroxisomal importomer complex. Gene Ontology annotation, biological process: protein import into peroxisome matrix, docking. The coding region runs from base 332 to 1144 and encodes 270 amino acids. The record is from RefSeq and is a predicted model, not a curated record. The transcript has 2 exons. Gene Ontology annotation, molecular function: signaling receptor binding. Lineage: Eukaryota; Fungi; Ascomycota; Schizosaccharomycetes; Schizosaccharomycetales; Schizosaccharomycetaceae.